AUGACGUCAUUAAAAGGAUAAUCUCACCACUGGAAAUGGUGAGUCAUAUUCAGUGUGAAGGCUUCCGAGUCCUUUUGGGUGCUCCUUCCUCCUCAUCUGUGCGCCUCUCAUAUAUAUAUAUAUAUAUAUCAGGAGCGUCCCGCCCCAGCAGUUGACGUCGCAAUCGCCUCCGGUUCCCCAUCGCCGCUCUUCUCCGCCGUCGUCGCCGCCGCGGCUGUCGCCGUUGUCGCCGUUGUCGCCGCUGUCGCCGUUGUCGUCGUUGUCGCCGUUGUCGCCGCUGUCACCGUGGCCGUCUUCUGGAAUUUUCGUCUCCGCCGCUCUCGGUCAAGUACAGUUGAAUCCGGUUCGACUGGGUGGGGGGAGGAGGAGGAAGCUCCCCCACUCUCCGGUGGUGGUGGUGGUGGGGGAGCGAGUUGAAAUUCUCCGCCAGUUGGUAGCAGGGAGGGAAGAUGAUUUGGCUCCCUGGGUGGAUCGAUCUUUAGCGGUGGUAGGAGUAUUCGCCGCUGCCGCAUGAAUGGUAGGGUGAUUUGGAUGUUCCAGUGCCUGUUAGACCGCUGCCGUUUUUGA
Molecule: messenger RNA, 567 nt
Organism: Spirodela intermedia
Lineage: Eukaryota; Viridiplantae; Streptophyta; Magnoliopsida; Alismatales; Araceae
Source: the annotation of a GenBank genome assembly